CGGCUCCUCCGCGUCGUCCUCCUCGUCUCAGUACCUGGCCGGCUUCCGUCAGGGGGGCUGAUCGGCUCCAAGAUCGUAGUCGCUGCGCCAAGCAGAGCGGGGCGGGCCGGUAAGGAGCGGAAGGAAGCUCGGGACACCACGCCGGGCGCUCGGGGACCCACGGGCACUGCUUCCUUCACAACCUGCUUGCCAGUCCUCCCCGGAUCCUCAAACACGCCGUCUUAGCCCGCGCGGAGCCAAUGCCCUCAGGACACCUGAACGCGGGCGCCUCGGGCCUCAGGAGACCUCGGGGGCUCUCAGGGGGACCGAAGACCCGGACGCGACAGGUGGCGGCCCCUCAUCGCUAUGGCGACGACCCGUUCACCCCAGUAGCCCGGACCCUGACCGGGGCGUCGUGACGUCAUGACGCCCUCCCCGGGCGCUGGGCCUCGCGGGCCCUGCGUCACCCCGGCCAGGGGGCGGGGCGGGGCUCUCAGCUCCCAGUUCACAGCCGGAGCUCCCGGGCUCCUGGGGCCCGGGAGCCGGAAUAAGUGGGACUGCAGCCCUGGCGUCUGGGGGUGCGGGGUGGAGCGUGCGCUGGAUUCCCUAUACGGGUUCCGGGGCCCGGUAGGGGCGCGCCGAGAGGAGAGGAAAGUGCAGCGGCCCUGGAACCUGGAUAUCGCGCGAGGCAAGCUGCGCGCGGGCGGGAGGGCUAUGGCGCAGGCGGGUUGCGGGGCCGGCGCUGGUGGCGGGGCCCGGUGCACUGCGGUCUGUCGGCGGAGUCGCCCUCGGGGGCUGUCAGAUUUGUGACCCAGAAGGAAAUCUCUGACACUAGCUGUGGCUUUCAGUGCUGGCCAGCAGCCAACUUCAUGUCUGAGUGCACGAGCAGCAGUUUACCAUGGAGAGCUUGGGGCUGCAGACGGUGACCCUCAGUGAUGGGACGACAGCCUACAUCCAGCAAGCUGUCAAAGAACCUCUGGCCUUUGAAGAUGGACAGCCUGUGCAACUGGAAGAUGGCAGCGUGGCCUACAUACACCACACACCUAAAGAGGGCUAUGACCCCAGCACCCUGGAAGCCGUCCAGCUAGAAGAUGGCUCUACUGCCUACAUUCACCACCCUGUGACAGCAUCAGACAGCACCAUCCUGGCAGUGCAGACAGAAGUGGGCUUGGAGGAUCUGGCCACGGAGGAUGAAGAGGGCUUCAAUGCAGACACAGUGGUGGCCCUGGAGCAGUAUGCCAGCAAGGUUCUGCACGACAGCCAGGUUCCCCAUAAUGGCAAAGGGCAGCAAGUUGGAGACAGAGCCUUCCGCUGCGGCUACAAGGGUUGUGGGCGUCUCUACACUACCGCUCAUCACUUAAAGGUGCAUGAAAGAGCUCAUACAGGUGACCGUCCAUAUAGGUGUGAUUUUCCCAGCUGCGGAAAGGCCUUCGCCACAGGAUAUGGACUGAAGAGCCAUGUGCGCACACACACUGGUGAGAAGCCAUACAAGUGCCCAGAGGAGCUAUGCAGCAAGGCCUUCAAGACCUCAGGCGACCUGCAGAAGCAUGUCCGGACCCACACUGGUGAACGCCCAUUCCGGUGCCCUUUUGAGGGCUGUGGCCGCUCCUUCACCACGUCUAAUAUCCGCAAGGUACAUGUGCGCACCCAUACAGGGGAGCGGCCCUACACCUGCCCUGAGCCCCACUGUGGCCGUGGCUUCACCAGCGCCACCAACUACAAGAAUCACGUGCGCAUCCACACAGGGGAGAAGCCAUACGUUUGCACGGUGCCAGGCUGUGGGAAGCGCUUCACCGAGUACUCGAGCCUGUAUAAGCACCAUGUGGUACACACACACUGCAAGCCCUACACCUGCAGUACCUGCGGCAAGACCUACCGGCAGACCUCCACCCUGGCCAUGCACAAGCGCAGCGCCCAUGGUGAGCUGGAGGCCACGGAGGAGAGUGAGCAGGCCCUCUAUGAGCAGCAGCAACUUGAAGCCGCCUCUGCAGCCGAGGAGAGCUCACCACCCAAAAGGCCCUGCGUUGCUUACCUUUCGGAGGUGAAAGAAGAAGGUGAUGACAUCCCAGCUCAAGUGGCCAUGGUGACCGAGGAAGAUGGAGCCCCUCAGGUGGCUCUGAUCACUCAGGAUGGUGCCCAGCAGGUCAAUCUGUCCCCAGAAGACCUGCAGGCUCUUGGGAGUGCCAUCAGUAUGGUGACCCAGCAUGGCAGCACCACCCUCACCAUCCCCAGUCAUGACAACGACCUUGCCACAUCUGGCACACAUACAGUCACCAUGGUCACCGCUGAUGGCACCCAGACACAGCCCGUCACAAUCAUUACCUCUGGGGCUGUGGUGGCUGAGGACUCAAGUGUAACUUCCCUGCAUCACCAACAGGUGGCGCUGCUGGCCACAGCCAAUGGAACUCACAUUGCAGUACAGCUGGAGGAGCAGCAGACUUUAGAGGAAGCCAUCAGUGUGGCCACUGCUGCCAUGCAGCAAGGAGCCGUGACCUUGGAGACCACAGAGUCGUAGAGUGGCUGCUGAGCCCACGAGGGCUGAGUCCCACACCGUGUUAGAAGAGAUGCCAUGCUGCAUCCUUGCCUCUUUGGGCCCAGGCUAUUGCUGACUUGUGGAAGGUGGCCAUACAGGUCUCCAAGGGCAAGAAGGCAGCAAGAAAUUGGCCUACGUGAAGGAGACAGAGCCCUGUCCAAGAAGAAGACUAAGCAGCUGGAAUCAGGAGUAGAUCAUCCUCAGGAGCUCAGGAGGACAAACUAGAUCACCAGCCUGCACUGGGGCAUCCUCCUCUCCAAACCAACUGGGUACCCACUCUCCACCCACCAGAUAACACCCUUCUGCCCUUAGCUCACUUCCCUUCUCGGGUGGCAGUUGGGACUGCUGGGGAAUGGUCCUCCACUCUGACUAGUCACUGCUCAUCAGGAAAGAGGGCAGACAGCUCUUCAACCCAGUCGGGGCAGAGCAGACCCAGCCCUGCUCCUCCCAGCAAUAACCACCUCCACAGAAGCCAGCCAAGAUGUCUGGCCACUUGAUAGCAGGGACUUCCUGCUACCACAAUCAGAAUUGCUCAGGGGCUUGUGGCUGGAGAAAAAGUGCCCAGCCACCCCCACCACCACCCCUCACUCCCAGCUUUCCCCCAGUCUCUCUGGCAGAGAGGCAGGGAGUGGCCAUGUAUAUACUCGAGAUUGGGUUUGAUUUUUUUUUUUUUUAAUUUCAUUUUGAUAUUUUUUUUUCCUGCUCUGGAAGGUGGUGGUAAACGGGUGAAUGAAUAUUUAAUAAAAGUUACAAGUUUC
This is a messenger RNA of Erinaceus europaeus (western European hedgehog), 3270 nucleotides long. RefSeq names its product zinc finger protein 76 (gene ZNF76). Gene Ontology annotation, cellular component: nucleus. Gene Ontology annotation, molecular function: DNA-binding transcription factor activity, RNA polymerase II-specific; RNA polymerase II cis-regulatory region sequence-specific DNA binding. Bases 878 to 2494 code for a protein of 538 amino acids. Gene Ontology annotation, biological process: regulation of transcription by RNA polymerase II; central nervous system development. The transcript has 13 exons. NCBI's taxonomy places the organism in Eukaryota, Metazoa, Chordata, Mammalia, Eulipotyphla, Erinaceidae. The record is from RefSeq and is a predicted model, not a curated record.